Aspergillus thermomutatus is the source of this 2055-nucleotide messenger RNA. Its product is annotated as glycoside hydrolase family 15 protein. Gene Ontology annotation, molecular function: hydrolase activity, hydrolyzing O-glycosyl compounds. The transcript has 3 exons. The record is from RefSeq and is a predicted model, not a curated record. Bases 1 to 2055 code for a protein of 684 amino acids. Gene Ontology annotation, biological process: carbohydrate metabolic process. Lineage: Eukaryota; Fungi; Ascomycota; Eurotiomycetes; Eurotiales; Aspergillaceae.
AUGGCAGCAACUCCAUCGACGUACACUAGCAUAGAAGACUAUGGCCUCGUGGGGGACAUGCACACCUGCGCCCUGAUCAGCAAAAAUGGCAGUCUUGACUUUAUGUGCUGGCCCGUCUUCGAUUCUCCCUCCGUCUUCUGUCGUAUCCUUGACAAUGCACAAGGAGGGCAUUUCUCCAUAUCCCCAGUACCGGAUAUCCAACCAAUCAGCAAGCAGCGAUAUCGACCCUACACUAAUAUGUUGGAGACCCGAUGGAUUGACGAACAGGGGGUGGUGAGUCUACUCGACUGCCUUCCUGUAUCGAGUCACAGGUCCACCCAGCAAAAUGUGAGCCCUGGGUGGUGUAUUUGCGAUGACCGGACUGCUCGUAAUGACCCGCGGCAAUCAUGUCAUUCAGGCGUCGUUCGCAGGAUUGAAUGUGUGAGGGGUGAAAUGGAGGUUGACUUUGAGGUCUUUCCUGCGUUCAACUAUGCCAGAGACCAACACACUGGCCAUUGGAUUACCCCUCAAAACUCCAACGCCUCGCUCAAGCAAUAUUCUUUCAACAGUCAGACGCAAAGUUUGCAGCUGACUAUCCUUCCUGGUUGCGACACUUCUCUUGAGCCCUCUGAGGCCAUCUCUCCGGUGGAUCUGAAGAUACAGGAGAAGCAAGGCUCAAAGGGGCCAGGACUCUGUGCCAGGGUGAAGAUGAAAGAAGGGCAAUCGAUCUCAUUUGUGCUGCACAACCCAGAAACAAGUCUUCCCGAGGAGAACUCGCUACAAGAGUAUCUGGACAGACUGGAAAAGGAGACACUCAACUUCUGGGCUGACUGGAUCGCCCGUUGUUCGUUCCGCGGCCACUACCGCGAACAGGUUGAGCGCAGCCUCUUGGUACUCAAACUCCUCACCUACAAACCUACUGGAGCCAUCGUCGCAGCUCCUACCUUUUCCCUCCCCGAGUACGUCGGAGGGUCCCGGAACUGGGACUAUCGGUACUCCUGGCUUCGUGAUGCCGCUUUCGUCGUGUACGUGUUCCUCAAGAACGGCUACCCCAAGGAAGCCGAAGCGUACAUCAACUUCAUCUUCGACCGCGUCUUCCCUCCAGUGAGGGAUAACGAAUGCGUAGCGGACGCCCCAUUCCUCCCCAUCAUGGUGACGAUUCGAGGUGAGAGCGAAAUUCCGGAAAGCGAAUUGGAUCAUCUAGAGGGGUAUAAGGGUAGUAAGCCCGUACGUAUCGGAAACGCAGCUGCAAAGCACACACAGCUGGAUAUCUACGGAGAACUCAUGGACAGUGUCUAUCUCUACAACAAGCACGGGCGACCUAUCUCCUACCAGCAGUGGAUCGCCGUCCGCCGCAUGACGGCGCAUGUAAUCAAAGUUCGAAAUGACCCCGACAGAUCCAUCUGGGAGGUCCGGGGGGAGCCGCAGAAUUUCGUCUACAGCAAAAUCAUGCUCUGGGUUGCGCUGGACCGAGCAAUACGUCUAACCGAGAAGCGAUCAAACCUACCGUGUCCUGAUCUUAGGGAGUGGAUGCGUGCGCGUGAUGAGCUCUACGAUGAGAUCAUGACGAAAGGUUACAACCUCAAGGACAAGUAUUUUUGCAUGAGCUACGAGAAACAGGAUGUGCUCGAUGCAGCUGUCCUGAUUGCGCCGCUGGUAUUCUUCAUCGCUCCAAAUGACCCCAGAUUCAUGCACACUCUACAGAAGAUCAUGUCAUCCCCGGCCAAAGGCGGGUUAUCAGUUGCCAAUAUGGUAUCCCGGUACGAUCACACAAAGGUGGACGAUGGGGUUGGUGGCACCGAGGGCGCAUUCGUCAUGGUGACUUUUUGGCUAGUCGAAGCAAUGAUGCGCGCCUCGAAGGUAAUGCCAUAUUACCUUGAUGAUCCCUUCUACCUCCAGCUGCGUAAGACGGCCGUUACGCACUUCGACAACAUGCUGUCUUUUUCAAAUCAUCUGGGCAUGUUUUCAGAAGAAGUGGCUGUAUCAGGGGAACAGAUUGGCAAUACACCGCAGGCCUUUAGCCAUCUGGCGUGUGUCAGUGCUGCGAUGAAUCUUGGGGAGCAAGCCGAACGAUGA